This is a messenger RNA of Chrysoperla carnea, 667 nucleotides long. Its product is annotated as serine/threonine-protein kinase pakD-like. The record is from RefSeq and is a predicted model, not a curated record. Bases 26 to 577 code for a protein of 183 amino acids. NCBI's taxonomy places the organism in Eukaryota, Metazoa, Arthropoda, Insecta, Neuroptera, Chrysopidae. Gene Ontology annotation, molecular function: protein binding. The transcript has 2 exons.
AGAAAUCUUCGUGAACGUGUGCAAAAUGAACUCAAUAAAAUUUUUAGUCGGCUUCGCAUUAGUGGCAAUCGCUUCUGCAGCUCCUCAAAACGAGUGUAAUGGUGCAUGUCCAAGGGAUUUUGAUCCAAUUUGUGCUAAGGAUAAUACAGGCAAUGUAAAAAUGUUUGGUAAUGAAUGUAUGUUUGAAUUUGAGGCAUGUGAAAAUCGUGCUGAAAAUUGGAGACAAACUGAAUUACAAGAGUGCAAUUCAUGGUUAAACGGGCCAUAUCACCAACAACAAGGCGAACAAUCUGAACAACAACAAGACGACCAAUCUCAACAACAAGAAGACGGCCAAUCUCAACAACAACAAGACGGCCAAUCUCAACAACAGCAAGACGAACAAUCUCAACAACAAACUGGUCAAGAAUGCAGGGUUGCUUGUCCGUUAAUUUGGGCACCGAUUUGCGGUCAAGAUAACACUGGCAAUUUACAAGUUUUUGGAAAUGGAUGUGAACUCGACUUCACAGCUUGCGAAAAUCGUGCCGCCAAUUGGCGAGCAGUUUCAAUGAACUUGUGUUCGAGCCUCCGUGAUUAAAUACGACAACCUAAGGUAAUGUUAGGACAUUGUGCGAUUAGUGGAAUUUAUAGAUAGAAAUAACAUAAAUAAAAUAUUUGCAAUUUAAAA